This is a messenger RNA of Nematolebias whitei (Rio pearlfish), 2418 nucleotides long. Its product is annotated as filensin. Gene Ontology annotation, molecular function: structural constituent of eye lens. Gene Ontology annotation, cellular component: intermediate filament; cytoplasm. The transcript has 8 exons. The record is from RefSeq and is a predicted model, not a curated record. Gene Ontology annotation, biological process: lens fiber cell development. NCBI's taxonomy places the organism in Eukaryota, Metazoa, Chordata, Actinopteri, Cyprinodontiformes, Rivulidae. Bases 156 to 2150 code for a protein of 664 amino acids.
GGGGUGCUGCUGUAUUUUGGUCCCAAGCAAUGCUGUGCAACAUUUAGUCUAGCAUGAUACAGCCAGGGGUGAGCACCCACGUUUUCUCACACUAAAGGUGCCGAAGGGGACCGAGCACUUUAGGGAUACCAUCAACCCAGAGGAAGUGUGCCACCAUGUUUAAGACCAGCUACACGCGCGAAGUGCGCAAGGAGAAAUAUGUCUAUGAUCAGGAACCCGAGGCCUCUGAAACCUCUGCAGGCAUCACGGCCAUCCAGGGUUGGGAGAGCCUUCAAGAGCUCAACAACCGCUUUGCCCGGUACAUCAACAGGGCACGGGUCCUGGAGCAGCGCAACGCCGUGUUUUGUAAGCAACUGGAGACCCUGCAGAAGAUGGAAGAAGCCAGUGGGCUGGAGGAGGCCUUCACAGAACAGAUUGGAAUCAACAGGCAGCGCAUCAGACAACUGAGUUCUGAUCGCUCCAAACUGGAGCGGGAGCUGAAGGAGGCUUGUCGCAUGUUGGAAGAAUUCACUAGCAAAUAUAAAAAUGAAUGUGAUUGUCAAGAGCAGCUGCGGGGCACACUGGAAAAUUUAAACAAGGAGGCAGACAGCGCCCUGCUGAAAAACUUGGAGUACCAGAUCGAGUCUCAGUUUUUGCAGGACGACAUCAAUUCUACCAGAGAAAGGCAGAAGAAGAAUCUUGCAGAAAUCCAAACCUACGUGAACAUUUUGCAGCAAAUAAACCAAACACUACCCCUCGUUCCCAAUGUGUCAGCUGGCAUCUCGGAGGAGCAGGAUAAACUGUUGGCCCAGAAGAAAGUAGAGGGUCUGCAGAAACAGCUGGAGGAGUACAAGAGCAGCAUCUGUCAGCUGCAGGCUCAGAAACAACGCCUGAAGAAUGAGACUGCAAUGCUGGAGCAGGCUAUAAAAGCCACUCAGGACAACUAUGACAGCGAGAUCCAGACGUACAACGAGAGAAUUGAAUCCCUUCGUAAGGAGAUUGAAGAUGCAGAGAGGUCUCUGGAUAAGUUCACAAGUGAAUGUCGCCACCUGGCCAUGUACCAGACAUCACUGGAAAACGAGCUGGAGCGAUACAAGAGGAUCAUCGAGAACGAGGACAACAGGUUGAAUUCUGCAAUAAUUGGCACUCCCAUUACCUUGUUUACAGCUAAUUUCCAACACACUCACACACCCAGCCCAUCAAGCAGAGGAAGAGAUAUUACCCAGGCUUUCCAGGAUAUCACAAGCAUCAAGCCUCGACAGAAGACACUUGCUAAAAAGGUCAUGAAGAAGAAAGAGCUGACCCCAAAAGAUGUAAUUGAAAGUGUUCAGGAGGAAAGAAAUGGUGGAGAGGACAAAACAAAGGUGACCACAUCUGAUGAAGUGCAGGAGGAGAGCAUGAAACGACAAGAGCAGUCACCUGUUCUCACUGGCGUGCCUUCGCAGGAUGUCCCAGACGGAGCUCAGAUCAGCAAAGCCUUUGACACGCUUUGUAACAUCGUCCGAGAAAGAAUGAGGAGGUACAAGAGGCCCGAGCCGAUAGCGGACUUCUACACCAGAGGUCGUUAUGUUCUUGUUACCGGUGAUGGCAGCUACCUGGAUCCCUGCUUCCACACCUCCACACCAUCAGGCAGCCGCAUCUUUGUUACCAUCAGAGAUGAAAUGACGUCUCCUUAUGACCCUUAUAGGCGCAACACACCCUCUCCUCUACCCCCUCAGCCCAUGGUGGACCCCAGGCCUAUAAGCCCGAGCUUUCCUCCACAUGGAGGAGAAGGUAAAGAUGAUAACAAGGGUGGUAGAGCUAAAGAUAGUGAAGGGAAAGGGAAAAACAAAAAUGGAGACCCCUAUCCAAGCCCUGUUCCUCCACCAUGUGGCCCCAGCUCCCAUGAUCCCACUCCUCCUGGCAACAAGUCCAAGAAAAAUAGGGACGACAAUGGCCCGAGCAGAAUUACUCCAAAGCCCGCACCUCGUGCUGACAGCACCAGUUCCAGCACCACCAGCACCAGUACCAGCAGUUCCAGCAGCUUCACCCCGGACACCAUGAGCUAUGAGAAAGUGGAGGUGGUGGAGUCUGUGGAGAAGUUCUCCAGUGAUCGCAGAGUUAAAGAUUAUGAAGAAACUUCCAUGGUGGUGGAGACCAUGAUUGAAAAGUCUACCAAGAAGAAACACUAAAACCACCGGGUCCAAACGGGACUGUCUUCAGAUUGAAUAACAUUCAUUUUCAAGUCGCUCUAAAGAUUCCUUCUCAUAGGGAGACCAAUUAAAUCAAACGCAUUACUGCUCUGAUAGUUACAACUUUUUCUAUUUGCUUGCAGUUUCUGCUAAUGAGUCCUGAAUGCUUAUCACUAGCUCUAAGUGCUGCUGUUGUUCAGCUUGCACCCAUGCGAUUAGUCCUUUACUGUUUGAAAACUUGGGAAACAAAGCUCUAUGCAACCAGAAA